AAAACUAUGAAAGGAAAAAGAAGGGAAAAUGCUUGAGGAAAUUGAUUCCGAAGAACCCUUUUUUCAUUUGGAUGUUCUCGAGUCCAUUCGCUAUCAUCUUCUUGACGAUGACAUGUACCGUCGGAGAUCGAGCUACGCUGGUCUUUUGCUGACGGAGAGUUGGAGUGAAGACCUCCCGCUAAGGGUCGACGACUCCAAGGACAUGAUUGUGUACGGUGCGCUGCAAGAUGCACACGACUCGGGGCGGAUCCCUUCUAAUCAGCAACUUGGUUUCGAGGCGGCAGUGACAGUUGAUCAUGGCGUCAUUGAUGAUAUGGCACAGGAGACGGGGCCGGUGAAGAAGGUGGAAGAGAGGCGCUAUAGAGGGGUGAGGAGGAGGCCUUGGGGCAAAUACGCGGCAGUGAUAAGAGACCCCAAGAAGAGUGGAGCCCGGAUUUGGCUCGGGACCUACGAGAUGCCCGAGGAUGCAGCAUUGGCCUAUGACCGGGCUGCUUUUAAAAUACGGGGUUGCAAGGCCAAGCUCAACUUCCCUCACCUCAUCGGAUCGGCUGAAUACGAGCCCAUUGGAGUCAACCCCAGGCGGCAGUUGGCCGACCCUUGCUUGCCCUUGGCCACAUCGAGCGAUGGUGGCUCACUUAGGACUUCAAAACGGCGAAAGAGCGAUGCCGAGCCAGAUUUCAAUACGACAUUUCCGACUUUGGACGUGGGCACAUCGACGGUGGAUGGAAUAGUCUUUGUAUGAUUAUAGAUGGAUUGAUGGAAUGAUAUGACAUUCCAGCUUCCACAAUCAAUAUAGCCUUACUUUAGCUUUUCAGACACAUUAAUUAUGCGGGCUGUCUAUUUUUGUUUUUCAGCAAAAGUGGUAUGGUCUAUGAUUUUCUUUUUAUAACGAGUAUCCCACAUGUAAUCCCUACCAUGGACCAUCUUCUUCCAUU
Messenger RNA from Syzygium oleosum, 935 nucleotides. RefSeq names its product ethylene-responsive transcription factor 13-like. The coding region runs from base 29 to 742 and encodes 237 amino acids. Lineage: Eukaryota; Viridiplantae; Streptophyta; Magnoliopsida; Myrtales; Myrtaceae. The transcript has a single exon. Gene Ontology annotation, molecular function: DNA binding; DNA-binding transcription factor activity. Gene Ontology annotation, biological process: ethylene-activated signaling pathway; regulation of DNA-templated transcription. The record is from RefSeq and is a predicted model, not a curated record.